This is a messenger RNA of Thunnus maccoyii (southern bluefin tuna), 3659 nucleotides long. RefSeq names its product hemicentin-1-like. The record is from RefSeq and is a predicted model, not a curated record. Gene Ontology annotation, molecular function: integrin binding. Gene Ontology annotation, biological process: cell adhesion. Lineage: Eukaryota; Metazoa; Chordata; Actinopteri; Scombriformes; Scombridae. The coding region runs from base 128 to 2560 and encodes 810 amino acids. The transcript is spliced from 11 exons.
AUGUAAGCAACAUUCACUCUCCUCUAAAUGUACUCCGUCGGUGUACUACCAUUCAAGACAGCCCAACCACAGAAGAGAAGCUGAGCAGAGCUGGAAUAAACGACAGGAGGGACAUUGUUCGGAUGAAAUGAGUGAAAGUAGGACAUCAUUUGUUCGACUCUUCUUGGGGUUCUUCCUCAGUGCGACAGGUGCCUGCUGUCCCAUUGAGUUGAGCCAAACCAGUAUUGUGGUGCGAUAUGGAGACCCAGUCUCAGUCAACUGCAGCACAUCAGAGACUAUGCAUGAAGGAAUGGGCUGGGAGGCUUCAAGUGGAGGCGGAGGUUCAGAGAUGGUCAACCAUUUGCCCUGGACUGUGGAGCACCUCACAGAAUGGUCCAUCGCACCCACAUGCUUCAUCAAUCUACUUCGAAAUAGUACAGAGGAGCAAUGCACCAAGACCUUAAAAGUUGUUCUAUACACAUUCCCACAAAACAUCAGUAUCAACUCCGAUGUUGAGAUGGACAAAGGGGAGCAAUAUAACUUCACAUGUUACAUUGGCAAGGUAGCACCAGUUCAAAAUCUCACUGUGAGGUGGUACAAAGGAGAUACAAUCUUCCACACACAAACUUUUGACAAUCCAAGUCAGGAACCAGUGGAUCAGUCACCUGUCCUCAGCUUUACACCUACUGAACAAGAUCACGGAGUCAAGUUCAGAUGUGAGGCACAUUUGGACCUGGGGCCAGAAGGGCCACAACUUAAAGUAUCUUCAGAGGAGUUUACUACUAUCGUUAGGUUUGGACCAGAUAUACAAUGUUCUUUUGUGGAGGUACUCGAGGGGGGAACUUUGUGGGACCAAUGCCCUGUGGCAGGAAAUCCUGAACCUUUCAUCCAGUGGCUGAAAGAUGGAAAGCGUGUAGACUCGAGCCAAACUAUGACCAGGGAAAAGGCAGGGCAGUACAUCAUCGAAGCUGAGGGUAAAGCCGUCAGCCGAAAGAAAAUCCAGGUCCUUGUGAUAUAUGGACCAGAGUUGAAGUGUCCAAGCAAUUAUACCGCACUGGAGAACGCUCCUCACAACCUCACCUGCACUGUCGAAGGGUACCCUGAACCUAAGACGAUCUGGUACAGAGAUGGUGACGAGGUGGAACUCCCAGAGAACCUCACAAGAAGUGAUGCAGGGCAGUACUUGAUCACUGCUUCGAACCGUUUCUCAAGUGUCAAUCACACAGUGGAGCUUGACAUCUUAUACCCACCAUCACAGAUAGUCGAGCUUGAAGACUCUGAAGUUGAGGUUGGUUCUGCCGUGUGGCUCAAGUGCUCCUCCACGGGAAACCCACGGCCGACGUAUUCGUGGUCAUAUUACCAGGCUGGCAAUGUGAUAAAUGAAAAUGACGACGGAGUGUCCCGUCUGCUAAUCAACAAUGCUACUGCGUACAACAUGGGCUUCUACACGUGUCAGGCCUCGAACGAGAAAGGAAAUGUCUCUAAGACUGUCAGAGUCACUGUAAAAGGUGCCAAGCAAGCAUGCCCUAUCGAUAUAACUCCAGACACAAUGGUGAUAUCCUAUCGAGACAAACCCAGAAAUGUAACAUGCACACCAACAUCUACCAUCUCCACUAAUGUCAAAAAAAUACACUGGAAGGGCAUCGGGAAGACCAACAGCACAGUUUGGCGUGUUAACACCUAUACAGACUGGGACCUGACGCCUGUCUGUGCCGCAACAUUUGAGGGACUAGAACCAUGCAAGAAACCCUUAAACUUCAUCCUCUACAAAACACCAGACAGCGCCUCCAUCCGUCCUGUGAAUAACACUAACUUGGUGGAGGGGGAAAUGUACCAGCUGCAGUGUGACAUCAUCAACGUUGCUCCUGCUCGAAAGCUCACUGUGCGGUGGUACCUCGGGAAUGAAACCAUUGAACCACCAUUCAAAGAAUCACUGCGAGUGACUGGCUGCCAACCUGAGAACACAGACUGUAUGAGCCGCCGGACCCCAGUGAAUGUGUCAUCUACCAUCAGUGUCAUUCUGAACAGAAAGCACAACGGAGCGGAGUUCAGAUGUGAGGCUGAGUUGGACCUGAGACCAGAGGGACCCCAGCUUCCUUACUUGAAGUCCAGUCCUUUCAACAUCACUGUCUAUUAUAAGCCGGUCAUCAAUAACACAAAACUUCCGAAGGCGAUCCCGGUGUUCAGCGGUUAUCCUGAGAGGCUUGUUUGUGAAGCUGACGGUCAUCCACCUCCAAAGAUCCAGUGGCUUUACAGCUCAGACAAGUUGCCACGUGUUUCUGGAGGCGUACUCAACGUUUCGGAACCGGGCUCCUACAUCUGCAACGCCAGUAACGAAGUCGGUUCCGUAUCCCAUGAGGUCGAAGUGAUUUUAAAAGAGGACUACCUGCCCCUCAUAGCUGGAUUUGUGGCCGUCACAGUAGUGGUCAUCUCCGUCAUCUUCAUCUUCAUCUACUCCAUCUACUACAAGAACACCAAGAUGCGCCGUUACAGUCUUAAAAACCCCAAACUCAGCACCCACAAUGGCAAUGUAGCUCACAAUGGCUGGGACCUGCAAUUUCCUAUGACCAAACUGUCAUAGCAGCACAUCUGUUUACCACUCUGAAUGAGCUGCACCUCUGCGCCACCAGAACAGUGGUUAAAAGGCUGAAUACCACUGAGUCAGCUGGCUCACACUGGAUUCUUUGGAAAUCUAUUUUAUUCCUCCAAACUUCACACAGUCUGUUUUUCUCACAUCUGUUCUCCACAUAUAACUUAAAAUAUAACUUUAAAAAUUAGUAAUCUAGGCUUGAUCUUCUCAACUCAAUAUUUACUACUGGAUUUGACCUGUUUUCACUGGACAGAAAGAAGGAAGAAGGAGAAGAAGGAGGAAAAAGAAGGAAUCAAAAUCUGGCUCUGACCUGCCAGAGGAACUGUUAUGCUAUGAAGAAAAAUACCAAAACAGUAUCUCUUAUUACUUUUAAUAAGCACAAAGGGAAUUUAAUAUGAUAUGAAUGUUUUUCUUGACUUUGUUUCAUGGAUGUUUUUUCUGUCCCCCAUAACGUUCACUCAAACUUAGAUCUGUGUAUGUAAUUAUUUUACAAACUCAACAUGAAUUUAAGUGUGGACCCUGAGACUGCAGCGGAAAUGCACUAUUUCUCUUUCUUUUGCUUAUUGGCUCUGCUUGAAGUGUGACAUUGAAUCUGUGAAGGAAGCUGUGGUGAAUUUGUUAACACUAUUUUUUUGUGCAUACCAUUAUUUGAGCCCACUGUUGUUUCACUUCACUUUGUAAGCCACUCUGCACUCCUUUCUGAGUUUGUAGUCUUCUCUGUGUCUGACUCUUUGCUGUGCCACGCUGCGUCAGGCUCUGAGUUUAUGGGGGACAUUGUCUUAUUUGCGCGGUUGUAUGCUUUUCUAUGAAUGUCUGCAUCAGAACUGUAUAUUCAGUAUCAUAUUUUAUGUAAAUGUAAAACCUUGUAUUUAUUUGUGGGAAACAGUGAUAAUGGAACAAUUUAGUAUUGAAAAUGGACUGCAUACAAGGAUGUAAAUGUUGCAAAUAUUGGAUCAGUUAGUGGAGUUGAAGUCCUACUUCACAUAUUAGGGGGCAUGAGGACAUCAAAAUAUAUGUGAAUACUGCUGUAAAUAUUUAUGACUGAUGUAAAACAAUAUUUUAAUAUUAAAAAUUUGGCUUUUUAAACAAA